This is a messenger RNA of Tilletiopsis washingtonensis, 1189 nucleotides long. RefSeq names its product TPR-like protein. Gene Ontology annotation, molecular function: protein binding; molecular adaptor activity. Gene Ontology annotation, biological process: post-translational protein targeting to endoplasmic reticulum membrane. NCBI's taxonomy places the organism in Eukaryota, Fungi, Basidiomycota, Exobasidiomycetes, Entylomatales. Gene Ontology annotation, cellular component: membrane; TRC complex. Bases 4 to 1089 code for a protein of 361 amino acids. The transcript is spliced from 8 exons. The record is from RefSeq and is a predicted model, not a curated record.
GCCAUGUCCCAGCAGCACCUCGCCUUCGCCGUCGCCCGCUGGCUGCGCGACAGCGGCAAGGAUGCCGCCGCCGCCGCCGUCGAGCAGGCCUUCUCCGUGCGCACCGCCGACGCCGCACAGGCGGCCCAGUUCGGCGCCGGCCCGGGCCUGCAGCAGAUCUUCGACAUCUUCCUCAAGACGCAGAGCAAGAUGGGCACCGGCGCCGCAAGCAGCGGCAGCGCCAGUGCCGCACCGGCCGCGGCGCCGGCGCCCGCCGCCGCCGCCGCGCCCUCGUCCGACGACCUGGCCAAGGCCGAGGCGCUCAAGGCCGACGGCAACAAGGCCAUGUCCGCCAAGGACUACAGCGCCGCCAUCGCCGCCUACUCCAAGGCCAUCGAGCUCAACGGCGCCUCGGCCGUCUACUUCUCCAACCGCUCUGCCGCCUAUGCGCAGCUCGGCCAGCACGACGCCGCCGUCGCCGACGCGCACGCGGCGCUCGGCGUCGACGCCACCUUCUCUAAGGCCUACUCGCGCCUCGGCCAUGCCCUCUUCUCCUCGGGCCGCUUCCAGGAGGCCGCCGACGCCUAUGCCAAGGGCCUCGAGCUCGACCCGGCCAGCCCGCUCAUGAAGAGCGGCCUCGAGACGGCAAAGAAGCACGCCGCCGACGCCAAGCCGGCGCCGGCGCCUGCGGACGAGGUGCAGAGUGCGCGCGGGGCUCCGGCCCAGGGCGGCGGCAUGCCGGAUCUGUCGGCGCUGGCAGGCAUGAUGGGCGGCAUGGGCGGUGGCGGCGGCAUGCCCGACCUAGCCAGCCUCAUGAGCAACCCGGCGAUCAUGCAGAUGGCGCAGAACAUGAUGCAAAACGGCGGCCUCGAGCAGCUCAUGAACAACCCGAUGCUCCGCAACAUGAUGGGCGGCGCUGGUGGAGGCGGCAUGCCUGACAUCAACGCCAUGAUGCAGGACCCGCAGAUGCGCGAAAUGGCACGGAACAUGAUGGGCGGCGGCGGUGCAGGAGGCGCGGGUGGAGCAGGUGGCGCAGGCGCUGGACGCGGCAGCGGCAAUGGCAGCGGCAGCGGCGGCGGUGGCUCGAGCGGGGCCGACAUGUUCUCGUAGGCGCGCACCGAACGUGCCGGCGGCAGCAGCAGCAGCAGCAGCAGCGAAGCGUCGACGGCGAAUAGAGCAAGCGAAGAUGCACGGCGCCAUUCGACUGAGG